This is a messenger RNA of Nerophis ophidion (straightnose pipefish), 1917 nucleotides long. Its product is annotated as adhesive plaque matrix protein-like. Bases 1 to 1917 code for a protein of 638 amino acids. The record is from RefSeq and is a predicted model, not a curated record. The transcript has 4 exons. Lineage: Eukaryota; Metazoa; Chordata; Actinopteri; Syngnathiformes; Syngnathidae.
AUGGAGGAGAGAAGUGGAGAAGAUGUGACUACUGCUGUUCCAGAGACUGCAAAGGACAGCAGGACUGGAAGAAGACAUGGCAAGGAAAGACUCCAUCAUAAUCCCUCUGCUCCUUGCAGCCGCAGCUAUUAUUGCUGUCAACACUACCACCACAGCCGCUCCUACAACUGCUAUCCCCACUACCACCACAGCCGCUCCUACAACAGCCGAACCCACUGCCACCACAGCCGCUCCUACAACUGCCGCCCCCACUACCACUACAGCCGCUCCUACAACUGCCGCCCCCACUACCACUACAGCCGCUCCUACAACUGCCGCCCCCACUACCACUACAGCCGCUCCUACAACUGCCGCCCCCACUACCACUACAGCCGCUCCUACAACUGCCGCCCCCACUACCACUACAGCCGCUCCCACAACUGCCGCCCCCACUACCACUACAGCCGCUCCCACAACUGCCGCACCCACUACCACUACAGCCGCUCCUACAACUGUCGCCCCCACUACCACUACAGCCGCUCCUACAACUGCCGCCCCCACUACCACUACAGCCGCUCCUACAACUGCUGCCCCCACUACCACUACAGCCGCUCCUACAACUGCCGCCCCCACUACCACUACAGCCGCUCCUACAACUGCCGCCCCCACUACCACUACAGCCGCUCCUACAACUGCCGCCCCCACUACCACUACAGCCGCUCCUACAACUGCCGCCCCCACUACCACUACAGCCGCUCCUACAACUGCUGCCCCCACUACCACUACAGCCGCUCCUACAACUGCCGCCCCCACUACCACUACAGCCGCUCCUACAACUGCCGCCCCAACUACCACUACAGCCGCUCCUACAACUGCCGCCCCCACUACCACUACAGCCGCUCCUACAACUGCCGCCCCCACUACCACUACAGCCGCUCCUACAACUGCCGCCCCCACUACCACUACAGCCGCUCCUACAACUGCCGCCCCCACUACCACUACAGCCGCUCCUACAACUGCCGCCCCCACUACCACUACAGCCGCUCCUACAACUGCCGCCCCCACUACCACUACAGCCGCUCCUACAACUGCCACCCCCACUACCACUACAGCCGCUCCUACAACUGCCGCCCCCACUACCACUACAGCCGCUCCUACAACUGCCGCCCCCACUACCACUACAGCCGCUCCUACAACUGCCGCCACCACUACCACUACAGCCGCUCCUACAACUGCCACCCCCACUUCCACCACAGCCGCCCCUACAACUGCUGCCCCCACUACCACUACAGCCGCUCCUACAACUGUCGCCCCCACUACCACUACAGCCGCUCCUACAACUGCCGCCCCCACCACCACUACAGCCGCUCCUACAACUGCCGCCCCCACUACCACUACAGCCGCUCCUACAACUGUCGCCCCCACUACCACUACAGCCGCUCCUACAACUGCUGCCCCCACUACCACUACAGCCGCUCCUACAACUGCCACCCCCACUUCCACCACAGCCGCCCCUACAACUGCCGCCCCCACUACCACUACAGCCGCUCCUACAACUGCCGCCCCCACUACCACUACAGCCGCUCCUACAACUGCCACCCCCACUACCACCACAGCCGCUCCUACAACUGCCACCCCCACUACCACCACAGCCGCCCCUACAACUGCCGCCCCCACUACCACAACAGCCGCUGCUUCUCGGCCUGCAGUGGUCAUGUUGGCAGUCAUUUCCCUGACAUUGGCGCAGAUGCUGACAGACUUUUAGUGGACAUCAGAGAAUUACUGACCUUUGAGAAGGCAGACUGCAGGCCCCAGAUUGCUGCUUACGCAGCAGGCCAACUCGAGGACGCAGAGACAUCGUCGAGGAAGCUGGAGGCGGAGUCAUCGUCGGCGCGGAAACAGGUGCGGGUGCUGCAGACGAAGAAGGCGGUGUCGUAA